GCGGCUGCCGCACGCCGGAGCCGCCGCCAUGCACCCCGGGCCGCCCCGCGCCGCGCUCCGCCUGUGGCUGGGCUGCGUCUGCCUCGCGCUGGUGCAGGCGGAUAGCCCCUCGGCCCCAGUGAAUGUCACCGUGAGGCACCUCAAGGCCAACUCUGCAGUGGUGAGCUGGGACGUCCUAGAGGAUGAGGUCGUCAUUGGAUUUGCCAUCUCUCAGCAGAAGAAGGACGUGCGGAUGCUGCGCUUCAUCCAGGAGGUGAACACCACCACCCGCUCGUGCGCGCUCUGGGACCUGGAGGAGGACACCGAGUACAUCGUGCACGUGCAGGCCAUCUCCAUUCAGGGCCAGAGUCCGGCGAGCGAGCCCGUGCUCUUUAAGACGCCACGGGAGGCUGAGAAGAUGGCCUCGAAGAACAAAGAUGAGGUGACCAUGAAGGAGAUGGGGAGGAACCAACAGCUGCGGACGGGCGAGGUGCUGAUCAUCGUCGUGGUCCUGUUCAUGUGGGCCGGCGUCAUCGCCCUCUUCUGCCGCCAGUAUGACAUUAUCAAGGACAAUGAACCCAAUAACAACAAGGAAAAAACCAAGAGUGCAUCAGAAACCAGCACACCAGAGCACCAAAGCGGGGGCCUUCUCCGCAGCAAGAUAUGAAAACCUUUUCAGUGCUUGCUUUGAGCAGCUCAGAAGAGAGACAUAGAGAAUGGAAGAGAAUCUCAUGGUUCUGAUGAGGAUUAUCCAACAAACCAACAUCUGGCUCUCUCUACAUUUCCUCCUUCCUCCAUCUCCUUACACCCUCUGGCUUACUGUCCUCUCUCUUGGCUUCUCUCUGGCGCUCUCCUGAAGCCUCUUAUUAAUCCACCAUCUCCAGAAGCACCUCAGCAAUGUCAGUGGCUGAGGCUACACUCAGAGGCAGAUCUGCAGGAUGUGAGAGAACCAGCCAGUGGGAUGCUCGGCUAGGGCCCGGGACCCAGUCCUGGCCAUUCAGCUGCGUGAAGCCGAAGGCUGGGUUUGAGAGGCAGAGAGAUAAGCCAUCCGGGCAGGGCUCCUCCUUUCCUUCCACCUGAGACAAGAGCCUGGCUUUUAGGCUGCAGCCCUGCUGCUCCCUUCCUUCUGGUGUCUUCUCCCUGUUUCCAUCCUUGCAAGAAGUCUGUUCAAUUUAGCCCUGGCUGCUUCUCUCAUUUUUUUUUCCUCCCAGUUUCCAAACAAGCCCUCAGUGAACAUCAUCGAAGCAUGACUGCCUGUCUGCAGGGAGAAGGAUUUCAUUUUUCUUCUCUGCUGGACCCCAGGUCCAUGGGCACAGGGAGAAAGAGGACUGCCAUGGGGGGGGAGGCACAGCUAGCUGCACAGUUCUCCCUCUGCCCCACCCCCCAUCCUAGUCUGGUGAAGAAGGCUGAACUGCAAACCCAAAUUCUGCAAAAAAUAAGCCACAAAACUAAAAGGCCUGGCCCCGUUCUGGAAAAGGCAAAGCUGCAUGAGACACAGCCUUCUUUCUGCCUCCUCGCCUCUCCUGGACUGGCUUCCUCUUUGAGAAAAUGCACAAAGCUCCUGGGAGAUGACAAGCACCUAGACUGACAGAAGCUGUGUCUU
Messenger RNA from Balaenoptera musculus (blue whale), 1582 nucleotides. RefSeq names its product fibronectin type III domain containing 5 (gene FNDC5). Gene Ontology annotation, molecular function: protein binding. The record is from RefSeq and is a predicted model, not a curated record. The transcript has 6 exons. The coding region runs from base 29 to 646 and encodes 205 amino acids. Gene Ontology annotation, biological process: positive regulation of brown fat cell differentiation. NCBI's taxonomy places the organism in Eukaryota, Metazoa, Chordata, Mammalia, Artiodactyla, Balaenopteridae.